This is a messenger RNA of Malus domestica (apple), 621 nucleotides long. Lineage: Eukaryota; Viridiplantae; Streptophyta; Magnoliopsida; Rosales; Rosaceae. The record is from RefSeq and is a predicted model, not a curated record.
AUGGUUUCAGUUAGAAUAAUUGUACAAAUGUCAAACUCAACCAAAGCCAAUGUCAAAAUGAUAACCAAAACAACAAAGAGGACAGAACAAAGGAAAAUGCUUGGAAAAAUAGAAAACAGAUCACGUACGAAGAAGGAGACAAUUCAUCUACAGAUUGACACCACUACUAAAGAAGAAGUUGGAAAACCAAUGCAAAUUGCAAAAAAAAAGGUGCAAAAAAAAAAACCACUACAAAGGCAGAGGAAGAGGGAGACACAACCUAAAGAACAGAACAAUUGUGAAUCAAGGAAGCAGAAGAAAAGAUGCCAAACACUCCAACCACCAACAACAAUCAAGAGAAAGGAAAAGGAAAAUGACAAACCAAUUCUAAAGAAAAAGAAAAAGAAAAAUGCCAAACCAGUUUCAGAAUCAAACAAGCAACAAAUUGAAGAAGCAAUAGUGCAAAAAGAGGCAAUACAACAAACAAAUGAGCAUAGUGACAGAAUUGACACAUUGCCGGACAAAAAUAUUUCACCAAUGGCAAAAGAAAGAGAACAAGAAACAGAUAUUAAAGCUCUAAAAAGCAACAAUGCUCUCAACAAGAAAGAUCUACAAGCCAAAAAGCAGCAAAGCCAAAGAUAA